AUGUCUUUGGGUGGAAGACGAAACACUGCGUCUGCAGCCAUCAUGACACACACUCGACACGGAGUCACACCUGCACUACAGGUGCUGUGUUGGAGGAGUGUGUGUGUGUUGUACACUCUGAUAGUGUGUGUGCUGCAGCCUGAACUCGCUAACUCAGCAAAAUCUCGGUGUGGAGUGGAGCUCAUCUCUGAUCUGCAGUUUGUGUGCGGAGAUCGAGGAAUUUACUUAGGUCAUCCCAGAGCGGUGAGAGGUGCAGGUCCACGCCGCAGAGGUAAAGGAAUCGUGGAGCAGUGCUGCGUGAAAGGAUGCGACCUUCAGCAUCUGGAACAUUAUUGCGCCAAACCGAAUCGAGAGCGACGACACACGCAGAACGCUCCGCCCACGCCACGCCCGGAGGAUCAGUUCUGGCUGAUGUUCCUCAGACGAUGUGAAAUGAACCAGAUUAAAAACAAACCUGAGAAAUUUCGGGAACGACUUAAAGAGCGAGUGCUGUUCCAGAGGAAGUUGAGCCACGCCUCCAUGCUGUCGCGAGUUAUUAGCAAAAAAAUCCACAAAACUCGUUGCUCAAGGCGAAAACAAGGGAACUGAGACCGAUGUGUUUCUGUCCCUGUCUCAGAGGCUUGGCUGAGCUAAUUAACACCACAGUCAAGGUUAGCAUUCAUUAGUAGCAUGUAGCACAGACUGUUUUUUUUUUUAAAACUGAAUGUUCAAAGUUAAUAGUUCAUUAGACUUAUGCCAGCUGAUAAAACUAUAUUUUCACUUUAUAGUUUUAUUCUGUUUUUUGUUUUUUGUUUUCAUUUGUUUGUUUUUUUAAACAGCACUUAAGAAAGCAAGCGCACAAGCUCCAGCCUGGACUUUAUUCACAGCCUGUGUCACGCUGACAUUUUAAUUACAACCCUAUCUGUUAUUUAUACGUUAUUUUAUGACAUACUUUAUCUUAAUCACGUCCUAACAGUAUCGCGGGAAUAUGUACAGUAUGUCGCUGGCUGCGAUGCGCUAAUCGCCCACGCGCGUCAGCAUCACAGCACUGUUAGCUCGUAUGGCAAAACAAAGCACAAACUUUUCCUAGACAAGAGUUUACAGUGUUGAUUUUGUACGAAUUCUGUAAGCGCUUUGGUCAACUAGCUGAAUGUAAUUCUAACGAUGUUUGUGUUUAACGUCACGCGCCUACAAACACCACUGAGUUAUUAGUUAUUAGAAAUACAGGCAUGACGUUAAUAUAUUAACCGUGUGGUUUGAAAACUGUGUUAGUGAAUUUUGUUUUCACCUGAAAGAGUUAAUUUGUGAAUUGACGGAGUGUGUUUGAGAAAGAGAGUCAGGACUCACCCUGAGUCACACUGUCAUGUUUCAUUUUUGCUUUUUUUAAUGCUAAUCAGUCUUUCUACAUUAAAUCUACAGCUGGUUGCCAUGGUUUCAUUGCUAGUGCCGAGCUGAUGCUGUUCCUUUUCCACGUGAUUCCAACGAUUCCAUAUGAAUUUGAAUCGUUUAUUUAACAAAAUGCAUCGGCAUAACUUCAAUAGCUUCAA
Molecule: messenger RNA, 1526 nt
Organism: Clarias gariepinus (North African catfish)
Lineage: Eukaryota; Metazoa; Chordata; Actinopteri; Siluriformes; Clariidae
Gene: igf3
Product: insulin-like growth factor 3
Exons: 4
Coding region: 1-588 (195 amino acids)
Cellular component (GO): extracellular region
Molecular function (GO): hormone activity
Source: RefSeq, a predicted model, not a curated record